AUGAGUUUCUGUAUGCGUGAGCAUGGCGAUUGCUCGCUGUUCCCCGAAAAAGCAUAUCCUGUUUGCGAGGAGAAUUGGGUGAAACUCAAGAAUGAAUGGAAGCGUGUUAAGGAAGCGUGCAAGGAAGAUUACGAGGCCCAAAGGUUCCAAUACAUAUGCCGUUAUGUUCUCUUGCACAGAAUACAUCGAUCCACUGGUCUUGAACUGGUUACAAAAGUGAACGCUUCUUUGCGCGACAUUUUUCCGGAUUUCCUGUAUUGGCUUUGUGCUUGCUAUUUCAUCGAUUUAAAGAAAUAUGACGAAGACGAAAGCCAACGAGUUCAAGUUAAGCUUGCUGCUGUGAACGGAAUUUUGGCAUUGAAAAGCCUCCAAUACGAUUUGGAUCCGCCAGAUCAUACCGCCGUCGCCACCGUGCCAAAAUACACCGAGCGAGGAGGUAAUAUGGCGUCGACGUCUGAAAUGAGUGCUGGCACAAAUUCGGGAAAACCUUCUCGAUUCACAAUGUCCGAGAGAAAUCUUGGAUUAAUGAUGGAAAUUAUUCGAAAGGAUCCGGAAUCCUAUAAGGAGGAAUUUAUGGAACAAUUCAAUCAUUUUGUUCAAACAAUGAAACUGCUUCAUAUGCAGCCGGAGCAGCAUAAAAUGGAGCUUCAGCCACUUCUUGAGUCGGUUAUGUUUCUUUCCGGUCUCGCCAAACAUUUUCCGUCCGAAUCGAAAGAAUUUUCGGCGAGUUUGUUCGCGAUUCUCCGCGAGCAGGGCGCUGGCCUCGAUCCGGACGUUCGAAUGGCGUUUUGCAAGGCUCUUGUGCUUCUCAGAAAUCAGGAAUUGAUCAAUCAAGUCGAGCUGAUAGAAGUGUUCAUUGAAUUAAUUAAAGUCGAAGAUAAACAUUUGAGAAAAUUUGUUCUUUCCUCGAUCAGUUCGCACUUGAAACGAAUUUAUAAUAAAAAGAAGGACGUUAAAAUGUUGGGCAAAAUUCAGAAUUUGGUGUUUGCCAAAAUGAAGGAUUCACGAUCGAUUGUCGCAAGAGCUGCCCAAUUGGUGUGCAUUGACGCUUUCCGAAAGAAAUUUUGGCGAGACGCUCGAACGGCGAAUGUCAUCUCGGAAGCGUGUUUCCAUAAAGUGCCAAAGAUUCAGGUAACCUCAAUGAAAUUCUUUUUGGGUUCCGAGAACGACAACGAAGAUUCGGAUGAUGAUUUGGAUUCGGAUAACGAGGAGAACGCGAAGACGGUGAAAGAAGUGAUGACAUCAUUUCGGCACGUUAAAAAAACGAGAAAACGCGCAAAAAAUCUGGAAAGAACGAAAAAAAUGAUAAGCAAAAAGAAGAAACAGAAGAAAGAGGGAAGAAGCAAAGAAUGCAACUUGAUGGCAAUCCAAUCGAUUUAUGAUCCGCAAGAGUUUGCUGAUCGAUUAUUUGGAAUGCUCGAAUCGAAGAAAGUUGAUAAGUUUGAGGUUCGACUUUUGCGCAUCGCAUUGUGUGCCAGAAUUAUUGGAAUUCAUCGACUUCAUACGCUUUCGUUCUAUUCAUAUUUGCACAGAUAUUUGGCGCCGAAACAACGAGAUGUUACCCGAAUUCUUCUGUAUGCUGCUCAAGCUUGUCAUGAAAUGGUUCCGCCGGAUACUGUUGAGCAGCUUGUUCGCGUGAUUGCUAAUAAUUUUGUGACUGACAGAAAUUCUCCGGAAGCUAUGACUGUUGGAAUAAAUGCCAUUCGUGAGAUUUUUGCGAAUUGUCCGUUUGCAGCCACUGAAGAGCUUCUUCGCGAUUUGGCGGAGUACAAGACAUAUAAAAACAAGAAUGUCUCGAUGGCGGCUAGAUCGCUUAUCACACUAUUCCGUGCGGUAAAUCCAAAACUUUUGGCGCGAAAAGAUCGCGGAAAACCGCAAGAAAAGGAUGAGGAGGACAAAGAAUAUACUGGAUUUGCGAAGCCCGUUGUUCAUGAUUUUGUGGUUGGCGCCGAGAUUUUGGACAAGGAACGAGAUGAGACUGAGCAAACUGCUGGGGAUGACGAUGAUGAUAGUGAUAGCGAACUUGAAGUAUCAGAUGUUGACACUGAUGACGUUGAUACUGAUGAGGAUGAUGAGCCGAGUGUCAAAAAGAGGAAAGUUGAAACAAAAGCGCAGAAAUCGAAUGAGCAAAAAGGCGAAGACGAAGAAGAAGAGAAUGAGGAGGAUGUAGAUGAUGAAGAGGGAUGGGAGGAGUGCUCUGAUGAGGAAGACGAAGGAGAAGAUGUCUCGGAUGAAGAGCUAGAAGACGAGGACGAGGAGGAAGAACAAACUGAAGAGCAGCAGAAUACAUCGUCGAGUUCCGCGAAAAAAGAUGAUGAGGAAGAAAUUGAUCCGAAAAAGAAGGCUGAAAUCAUUUGUACUGAUCGAAUUCUGACUCAGGAAGAGUUUAAAUCGAUUCGUGCCUAUCAAUUGAAGAAGCAAUUGAUUGGAGAGAAGCGCUUGAAAAAGCAGAUGGGCAAGGCGAGAACGAAUGCCGAUGAGAGGAUAAUUGAAGAAAUGAGCGAGAAGCUCGAAGCAAAGAAGAGCUCGGAUGGAUUGGCGAAGUUGAGUGAUAUUGAGCAAUUCCAUAAGAAGAAGCGACAAACGAAAGAGGAGAGAAUGGCCGACAUUGCGGCUGGAAGAGCUGAUGAGGACUAUAAGUUUGGAAGACCCAAGAAGAAUGGUCCUCAUGUUGGAAAAACGAAUGAAGCGAAUUCGAAGAAGAAAGUGUUCGCUAUGGUGCGCAAUAAAAAGCGUGGUGAUAAUCGUCAGCGUUCGUUCCGAGACCAGCAGAAAUCGCUGCGAAACUAUUUACUUCGUCAAUCUGGUCGGAAACCCAAAUAA
Caenorhabditis bovis is the source of this 2823-nucleotide messenger RNA. NCBI's taxonomy places the organism in Eukaryota, Metazoa, Nematoda, Chromadorea, Rhabditida, Rhabditidae. The record is from the annotation of a GenBank genome assembly.